Molecule: messenger RNA, 5919 nt
Organism: Orycteropus afer afer
Lineage: Eukaryota; Metazoa; Chordata; Mammalia; Tubulidentata; Orycteropodidae
Gene: TCF20
Product: transcription factor 20
Exons: 4
Coding region: 1-5919 (1972 amino acids)
Biological process (GO): regulation of transcription by RNA polymerase II
Cellular component (GO): nucleus
Source: RefSeq, a predicted model, not a curated record
AUGCAGUCCUUCCGGGAGCAAAGCAGUUACCACGGAAACCAGCAGAGCUACCCGCAGGACGUACACAGCUCCUCCCGGAUAGAAGAGUUCAGCCCUCGUCAGGCCCAGAUGUUCCAGAACUUCGGCGGUGGCAGUGGCGGCGGCGGCGGCGGCAGCAGCAGUAGCGGUGGUGGACGGCGAGGAGCAGCAGCUGCUGCGGCAGCAAUGGCUGGCGAGACCUCUGGCCACCAGAGCUACCAGGGGUUCAGGAAAGAAGCUGGGGAUUUUUACUAUAUGGCAGGCAACAAAGACCCUGUGGCCACAGGAACCCCGCAGCCUCCUCAGCGAAGGCCCUCUGGGCCUGUGCAGAGCUAUGGGCCCCCCCAGGGGAGCAGCUUUGGCAAUCAGUACGGGAGCGAGGGUCACGUGGGCCAGUUUCAAGCCCAGCACUCGGCCCUUGGUGGCGUGUCUCAUUAUCAGCAGGAUUACACGGGGCCUUUCUCCCCAGGGAGCACGCAGUACCAACAGCCAGCCUCCAGCCAGCAGCAGCAGCAAGUCCAGCAAUUGAGACAGCAGCUUUACCAAUCCCAUCAGCCUCUGCCACAAGCCACCGGCCAGCCGGCGUCCAGCUCGUCCCAUCUACAGCCAAUGCAGCGGCCCUCAGCUCUGCCGUCCUCUGCUGCCGGCUACCAGUUAAGAGUGGGUCAGUUCGGCCAGCACUACCAGUCUUCUGCCUCUUCCUCCUCCUCCUCUUCAUUCCCAUCCCCGCAGCGUUUCAGCCAGUCUGGGCAGGGCUACGAUGGCACUUACAGUGUGAAUGCCGGUUCCCAGUAUGAAGGACAUAAUGUGGGUUCCAAUACACAAGCUUAUGGAACGCAAUCAAAUUACAGCUAUCAGCCUCAGUCUAUGAAAAAUUUUGAGCAGGCGAAGAUUCCACAGGGGACUCAGCAGGGGGGGCAGCCGCAGCCGCAGCCACAGCAGCAGCCGCAGCAGCAGCAACAGCAGCCACAACCACAGCCCCCACAGCCCCACCCCCCUCAGCAUGUGAUGCAGUACACCAACACUGCCACCAAGCUGCCCCUGCAAAGCCAGGUGGGGCAGUACAGCCAGCCUGAGGUUCCUGUGCGGUCCCCCAUGCAGUUCCAUCAGAACUUCAGCCCCAUUUCUAACCCUUCUCCAGCCGCCUCUGUGGUUCAGUCUCCGAGCUGUAGCUCUACACCAUCCCCUCUCAUGCAGAGCGGGGAGAGUCUCCAGUGUGGGCAGGGCAGUGUGCCCAUGGGCUCCCGAAACAGAAUUUUGCAGCUAAUGCCUCAACUCAGUCCAACCCCAUCGAUGAUGCCCAGUCCUAAUUCUCACGCUGCAGGCUUCAAAGGAUUCGGACUAGAAGGCGUGCCAGAAAAGCGACUGACAGACCCUGGGCUGAGCAGUUUGAGUGCUCUGAGUACUCAGGUGGCCAAUCUUCCCAACACUGUCCAGCACAUGUUACUGUCUGACGCCCUGACACCUCAGAAGAAGACCUCCAAGAGGCCUUCCUCGUCUUCUAAGAAAGCAGACAGCUGCACAAACUCUGAAGGCUCCUCGCAGCCUGAAGAACAGCUGAAGUCUCCCAUGGCAGAGUCGUUGGACGGCGGCUGCUCCAGCAGUUCUGAGGAUCAAGGCGACAGGGUGAGGCAGCUUAGUGGCCAGAGCACCAGCUCUGACACCACCUACAAGGGUGGUGCCUCCGAGAAGGCCAGCUCCUCACCGGCACAGGGCUCUCAGAACGAACCCCCCCGGCUCAGUGCCAGUCCUGCAGCAAGAGAAGAGGCCAGCUCACCAGGUGCUAAGGACACACCUUUGUCAUCUGAGGGCAACCCAAAAGUCAACGAGAAGACCGUUGGGGUGAUUGUCUCCCGGGAAGCCAUGGCGAGCCGGGUAGAAAAGACUGGCGGACAAGAUAAGGGCUCCCCAGAGGAUGAUCCUGUGGGCACUCAAAGGCCGCCUAGCACUGGUGGGGCAAAAGAAGGCAGCCACCCGGCACUUCCCCAGCCAGAGCCCCCAGGAGGAGGGAGCAGAGGAAACAAGAACGGGGACAGUAGCUCCAACCACAGUGGAGAGGGAAAUGGCCAGAGCGGGCAUUCUGCAGUGGGCCCUGGUUUUACAGGCAGGACUGAGCCAAGCAAAUCUCCUGGAAGCCUGCGCUAUAGUUACAAAGAUAGUUUUGGGUCAGCCAUGCCGCGAAAUGUCAGUGGCUUUCCUCAGUAUCCUACAGGGCAAGAGAAGAGUGAUUUUACUGGCCAUGGAGAACGAAAGGGGAGAAAUGAGAAGUUCCCCAGCCUCCUGCAGGAGGUGCUUCAGGGUUACCACCACCACCCUGACAGGAGGUAUUCUAGAAGUACCCAGGAGCACCAGGGGAUGGCUGGUGGCCUAGAAGGAGCCUCGAGGCCCAAUGUCUUAGUCAGUCAAACCAAUGAAUUAGCUAGCAGGGGCCUUCUGAACAAGAGCAUAGGGUCCCUAUUAGAAAACCCCCAUUGGGGUCCCUGGGAAAGGAAGUCCAGCAGCACAGCUCCGGAGAUGAAACAGAUCAACUUGGCUGACUAUCCAAUUCCCAGAAAGUUUGAAAUAGAGCCUCAGUCGUCAGUGCAUGAGCCUGGGGGUUCUCUGUCUGAAAGAAGGUCGGUCAUCUGUGACAUAUCUCCACUGAGGCAGAUUGUCAGGGACCCAGGGGCUCACUCGCUGGGACACAUGGGUGCCGACAGCAGAAUGGGGAGAAGUGAACGGCUCAAUCCAAGUUUAAGUCAGUCGGUCAUUCUUCCAGGUGGCUUGGUGUCCAUGGAAACAAAGCUGAAAUCCCAGAGCGGGCAGAUAAAAGAGGAAGACUUUGAACAAUCCAAAUCCCAGGCUAGUUUCAACAACAAGAAAUCUGGAGACCACUGCCAUGCUGGCAUCAAGCAUGAGUCUUACCGAGGCAACGCCAGCCCUGGAGCAGCAGCCCACGAUGCCAUGUCAGACUGCGGCCCUCCACAAGAGAGCAGGCCCACGCCGAUGCGGCGGGUCCCUGGCAGGAUCGGUCGGGAGGGCAUGAGGGGCCGGUCCCAUUCUCAGUAUCACGACUUUUCAGAAAAAUUGAAGAUGUCUCCUGGGAGGAGCAGAGGUCCAGGGGGAGAUCCUCAUCACAUGAACCCACAUAUGGCCUUCUCCGAGAGGGCCAAUAGGAGUUCCCUACACGCUCCCUUUUCUCCCAACUCGGAAAGCCUGGCCUCCGCUUACCACACAAACGCUCGGGCUCACGCUUACGGAGACCCUAGCGCAACCUUGAAUUCUCAGCUCCAUUAUAAGAGGCAGAUGUACCAACAGCAACAAGAAGAGUAUAAGGACUGGAGCAGCGGUUCUGCUCAGGGUGUCAUCGCUGCCGCCCAGCACAGGCAGGAGGGGCCGCGCAAGAGCCCGAGGCAGCAGCAGUUUCUGGACAGGGUGCGGAGCCCUCUGAAGAAUGACAAAGAUGGUAUGAUGUAUGGCCCGCCCAUGGGCACUUACCAUGACCCCAGCGGUCCGGAAGCUGGGCGCUGCCUCCUGUCCGGUGAUGGUCUGCCUAACAGAGGCGUGGAGUUGAAGCACGGCCCCCAGAAGCUACAACAGGAGUCUUGUUGGGACCUUUCUCGGCAGACUGCAGCAGCCAAAAGCGGUUGUCCUCCAGGAAUGGCCAAUCAGAAGAGGUACGGACCGCCCCAUGAGACUGAUGGACACGGACUGGCUGAGUCCACGCAGUCAUCCAAACCUAGCAAUGUUAUGCUGAGACUUCCAGGUCAAGAGGAUCACUCUCCCCAAAACCCCUUAAUCAUGAGGAGGCGUGUCCGGUCCUUUAUCUCUCCCAUCCCCAGUAAAAGACAGUCACAAGACAUGAGGAACAGCAACACGGAAGACAAAGGGCGCCUCCUUCCCCCAUCAAAAGAAGGUGCCGAUAAGGCGUUCAAUUCCUAUGCCCAUCUUUCCCACAGUCAGGAUCUCAAGGGUAUCCCCAAGAGAGAGUCCUCCAAGGACCUCACAAGCCCAGAUAAUAGGAACUGCCCUGCUGUGCCCCUCACAAGCCCUGCUAAGACCAAAAUUCUGCCCCCACGGAAAGGACGGGGAUUGAAGCUGGAAGCUAUCGUUCAGAAGAUCACAUCCCCAAAUAUUCGGAGGAGCGCGUCCUCAAACAGCGCGGAGGUGGGGGGAGACACGGUUACCCUUGAUGACAUACUGUCGCUGAAGAGUGGGCCUCCCGAUGGCGGGAGUGCUGCUGUCCAGGAAGCUGAGAUGGAGAAGAGGAAAGGCGAGAUGGUAUCUGACCUAGUAGUGGGUCCCACAGACCAGGAGCUGAGCAGGGAGAAGCCCCCUCUGCGGUCCUCAGAAGAGCGGCGUGGCAGCGGGGACGACAAGGUGAAGACAGAGACACAUCCAGAAACGCUUACUGUCGGCAAGGAGCUCCCUGGUGCCAUGGCAUCUGCAACCUCACAGAAGCCCGGCAGUAACCAAGGGAAACCAGAUGGCUCCCUGGGCGGGACAGCACCUUUACUCUUCUCUGACUCAAAGAAUGUAUCUCCAGCAGGCAUGUUGGCCCCUGAGGUGAACCCCAAGGCUGAAGAGAAAGAGACCGAUACAGUGACGAUUUCCCCAAAACAGGAGGGUUUCCCCCCAAAGGGAUAUUUCCCAUCAGGAAAGAAGAAGGGCAGACCCAUUGGAAGUGUGAACAAGCAGAAGAAACAGCAGCAGCCGCCGCCCGCACCCCCUCCGCCCCCUCAGACAGCACAGGGCUCUGCAGACGGGGAGCCAAAGCCGAAAAAGCAGCGGCAGCGGAGGGAGAGGCGGAAGCCUGGGGCGCAGCCCCGCAGGCGGAAGACCAAGCAAGCCGCGCCCAUCGUAGAGCCUCAGGAACCCGAGAUCAAACUGAAGUACGCCACCCAGCCGCUGGACAAAACCGACGCCAAGAACAAGUCUUUUUUCCCUUACAUCCAUGUAGUAAAUAAGUGUGAACUUGGAGCCGUUUGUACAAUCAUCAACGCGGAGGAAGAAGAGCAGACCAAACUGGUGAGGGGCCGGAAGGGUCAGAGGUCGCUGACCCCUCCGCCCAGCAGCACGGAAAGCAAGGCGCUCCCAGCUUCGUCCUUCAUGCUGCAGGGACCUGUGGUGACAGAGUCUUCUGUUGUGGGGCACCUGGUUUGCUGUCUGUGUGGCAAGUGGGCCAGUUACCGGAACAUGGGUGACCUCUUUGGGCCCUUUUAUCCCCAAGAUUAUGCCGCCACUCUCCUGAAGAAUCCGCCUCCUAAGAGAGCCACAGAAACGCAGAGCAAAGUCAAGGUACGGCACAAAAGCGCUUCCAACGGCUCUAAGACGGACACUGAGGAGGAGGAGGAACAGCAGAAGGAGCAGCGGAGCCUGGCCGCCCACCCCAGGUUUAAGCGGCGGCACCGCUCGGAGGACUGUGGCGGAGGCCCUCGGUCCCUGCCCAGGGGGCUCCCUUGCAAGAAAGCGACCACCGAAGGCGGCAGCGAAAAGACUGCUUGGGACUCAAAGCCCUGUGUGCCCGCCGCUUCGGAAGGUGGCCCCGAGCUGGAGUUACAAAUCCCUGAACUACCUCUAGACAGCAAUGAAUUUUGGGUCCACGAGGGUUGUAUUCUCUGGGCCAAUGGAAUCUACCUGGUCUGCGGCAGGCUCUACGGCCUGCAGGAAGCGCUGGAAAUAGCCAGAGAGAUGAAAUGUUCCCACUGCCAGGAGGCAGGCGCCACCUUGGGCUGCUACAACAAAGGCUGCUCCUUCCGAUACCAUUACCCAUGUGCCACUGACGCAGAUUGUUUGCUGCACGAGGACAACUUCUCGCUGAGGUGCCCCAAGCACAAGCCCCCCCUCCCGUGCCCGCUCCCCCCGUUGCAGAACAAGACCGCGAAAGGCAGCCUGAGCACAGAGCAGUCGGAGCGGGGGUGA